AUGUUUAAUUGUAGCUUGAAAUUUCUAAGUCGUCCUCAACUUCUGUUAGAAGCAAACCGAAAAUUGAUUAGGAGAUCGUUUAAAACGUCUCAAGUGCAACAGGAGUUGACGAAUGAUGUGAAUGAUCAUGUUCUGCACUCGCCUUAUGCUUCAAUGGAUUAUCCUAAUUGCACUUUGGAUCAACAUGUUUGGCGAAAUGUUCGUCAGUGGGACAAUAAACCAGCUGUGAUUGAUGGGAUAACAGACCGAUCAGUUUCUUAUGGACAACUUCGUGAUCAUUGUCGUGUCUUAGCAAUUCGCCUGCAAACAAUUUUUUCAUUAAAUCCCCACGAUGUCAUUGCUGUUUGUCUUCCCAACUCCAUUGAAUUUCCAAUCGUUUGCCUUGCUGCAAGUGAAGCUGGAAUUGUAACGACGACAAUCAAUCCAAUUUACACACCAGAGGAAAUUUCCCGCCAAUUGAAUGACAGCAACUCUCAACUUCUAGUUGGUGUGACAUCAAUGUCUGGCAUUCUUCGUAAAGCUGUCGAAUUAAGCAAACGCCCAAUUAAAAUUGUUUAUGUGAAGGAAACGGAAAGUGAAUUAUUGCCAGCUGAUGGAAUUGAUUUCAAUCAACUCAUCAAUUCACAAAACAUUGAUAUGAACUGUUUGAAGAAUCAUGAACAAGAUCCAAAUGAUGUUGUGGUUCUUCCUUACUCGAGUGGAACUACUGGUUUGCCUAAAGGUGUGAUGAUCACUCACAGAAAUAUUAUCUGCAACAGUAUGGGAUUGAACUCUGAAAUGGGUGCAAAAGCUUUGGUUUACCCCGCUAUUGGCAAUCAUCAAGACACUUUGCCAUGCGUCUUGCCAUUUUUCCACAUCUACGGAUUUACUUGCACGCUUUUGUCAAAGUUGGCGGUUGGGUGUAAACUUGUGACAUUGCCAAAGUUCACUCCCGACACUUAUUUACGUGUUUUGGAGAGAUAUGAAAGUUCAGUGCUUCAUCUCGUUCCACCAAUAAUAAUAUUUAUGAGUAAUUAUGAGAAACUACAAUUGAAACAUACGAAAUCGAUUAAAAAUGUGAUGUCGGGAGCAGCACCUUUGGGAGCUCAAGAUGUUGAGAAGUUCCAGAAAAAAGCGCCGAAUUCUGAAUUUCUCCAAGGGUUUGGAUUAACUGAAGCAUCGCCAGUUAUAAAUAUGUCAACUCCAGGAUCGAAGAACUAUGGAAGUGUUGGAUGUUUGAUCCCUGACACGGAAGGGAAAAUCGUAGCUGUUGAUGAUCCCAAAUACCGCGGUGUUGGCCCGAAUGUGAGUGGUGAACUUUGGGUUCGUGGCCCGCAAGUCAUGAAAGGAUAUCACAACAACCCCGAAGCGACAAGGAACACAAUAACAUCUGAUGGAUGGCUCAAGACUGGAGAUAUUGGACAUUACGACGAGAAUGGCGAGUUCUACAUCACUGACCGUCUCAAGGAGUUAAUUAAAGUGAAAGGUUUCCAAGUGGCACCAGCAGAACUUGAAGCUUUGAUUAGAAGUCAUCCAAAUGUUGCAGAUGCAGCAGUCAUUGGAGUUCCACACGAUCGUUUCGGUGAAGUUCCAAAAGCUUUCGUUGUACGAAAGAAUUCAAAUCUUAAUGAAGAAGAAAUCAAAAGUUUCGUUGCUGGCAAAGUUGCUGAGUACAAACAAAUUGACGGCGGAGUUGAGUUCAUCGAAUCGAUUCCUAAAAAUGCAACUGGGAAAAUUCUUCGUCGUAGUUUAAAGGAAUUGAAUGAAAGAUUGUUGACAACAUCUCAAGUUGGGAAACAAAGAAAUUUGGGAAAUAAUGAGUCGGAUGUCGUUGUUGCUUCUCCAUUUCCAUCUAUCAAUUAUCCUGAUUAUAAGUUACAUGAACUUAUUUGGAAUAAUCUUCAUCAAUGGGAUAAAAAAACAGCUGUGAUUGAUGGGAUAACAGACCGAUCAGUUUCUUAUGGACAACUCCGUGAUCAUUGUCGUGUCUUAGCAAUUCGCCUGCAAACAAUUUUUUCAUUAAAUCCCAACGAUGUCAUUGCUGUUUGUCUUCCCAACUCCAUUGAAUUUCCAAUCGUUUGCCUUGCUGCAAGUGAAGCUGGAAUUGUAACGACGACAAUCAAUCCAAUUUACACACCAGAGGAAAUUUCUCGUCAACUUGAAGACAGCAACUCUCAAGUUCUCUUCACAUUAGCAGCUUUAUCUGAUGUUGUUGAACGAGCAGUUUCGUUAACUAAACGAACUAUUAAGAUAGUUUAUGUGAAAGAUAAAGAAAACAAUUCACUGCCAGCAGGUGGAAUCGAUUUCAAUGAACUUCUUGAUUCGAGAGGAAUUGACCUCAAUGGACUGAAAAAUCAGGAAAGUAACGUCAAUGAUGUAGUUUUUCUUCCUUACUCGAGUGGAACAACUGGUUUGUCCAAAGGUGUGUUAAUUACACAUAGAAAUGUUGUAUGCAACAUCUUAGGAGCAAACUCUGACAUGGGUGGCGGUUCUGUUGUCAAUCCCGCUAUUGGCAAUCAUCAAGACACUUUGCCAUGCAUCUUGCCAUUCUUCCACAUCUACGGCUUAGGCUGCACACUUCUAUCAAAGUUGACACUUGGCUGUAGACUGGUGACACUGCCAAAGUUUACUCCCGACAGUUUCUUGAACGUUCUUGAGAAAUAUGAAAGUUCAAUUCUUUAUCUUGUUCCACCAAUCGUUAUUUUCAUGAGUAAUUAUGAGAAACUGCAAUUAAAGCAUACGAGAUCUAUUAAGAAUUUAAUGUCAGGAGCGGCACCUUUGGGAUCUCAAGAUAUUGAGAAGUUCCAGAAGAAAGCGCCGAAUACAAAACUUUUCCAAGGCUAUGGAGCGACAGAAGCAUCUCCGAUGAUUUGUAUAUCAACUCCGGGAUCGAGGAACUAUGGAAGUGUUGGAUGUUUGAUCCCUGACACGGAAGGGAAAAUCGUAGCUGUUGAUGAUCCCAAAUACCGCGGUGUUGGCCCGAAUGUGAGUGGUGAACUUUGGGUUCGUGGCCCGCAAGUCAUGAAAGGAUAUCACAACAACCCCGAAGCGACAAGGAACACAAUAACAUCUGAUGGAUGGCUCAAGACUGGAGAUAUUGGACAUUACGACGAGAAUGGCGAGUUCUACAUCACUGACCGUCUCAAGGAGUUAAUUAAAGUGAAAGGUUUCCAAGUGGCACCAGCAGAACUUGAAGCUUUGAUUAGAAGUCAUCCAAAUGUUGCAGAUGCAGCAGUCAUUGGAGUUCCACACGAUCGUUUCGGUGAAGUUCCAAAAGCUUUCGUUGUACGAAAGAAUUCAAAUCUUAAUGAAGAAGAAAUCAAAAGUUUCGUUGCUGGCAAAGUUGCUGAGUACAAACAAAUUGACGGCGGAGUUGAGUUCAUCGAAUCAAUUCCUAAAAAUGCAACUGGGAAAAUUCUUCGUCGUAGUUUAAGGGACAUGCUGAAGUCGUAAUUAAAAUUAUUUUCUUUUAUUUAAAAAAUUUACGUACAAUAAAAUAAUUUUAAUGAAAAAGAAAUUUAUUCAUCGACACAAAGAGGUCCACCAACAACUUCACAAAACUUGUCACGAUCAAGAUAAGUGCAGCCUUUAUGUGUGCAGGGAUAAGUGUAGCAAUGUGGAGAACAAUUCAAAGAUCCAUCUGUACAACCAGAACAAUCUAAAAUUGAAUUUCAUGUUAAUAAAAAGUUUAAUUUAUAAAAUAAAUCUUUACCAAUUGUUGGGCAAUGACGUCCAAAGCACAGUGGAGGUGCUUCAGCAGGAUUGGAUGGUGCAAUAGUUAAAAUAUUAUUGUGAUAAGUCGUUGAAUGUGGUUUCAAAUAAAGACGAUCAGCAAUACAAAAAUCACCACAAUAUUUGUAACGACGAUGUGUGCACAUCCAUUCAUUAGUUCGACGUUCUUUGCAUUGUCGUGGCGUUACAACUUCGCAACAUUUCCCUGAAGAUUCACCAUCUUCAUCAGUGUCUUCACGACUUUCAGCAUUUGGAUUUGGAGUGCUUGCAUCUGAAGGUUUCUUUCCACU
This is a messenger RNA of Clunio marinus, 4001 nucleotides long. NCBI's taxonomy places the organism in Eukaryota, Metazoa, Arthropoda, Insecta, Diptera, Chironomidae. The record is from the annotation of a GenBank genome assembly.